UCGCUUUUAGAGCGCCCGACGAGCUAGCCAAGGUGUGCGUCGGUUGUGUUGUCUCUUUUUAGUUUUCUUUGUUGUAAUUUCCCUCAGUUUCUGUUCGGAAACGACGCCACGAAACUUUUGUCUUCUUCAUGAUCAGCUGAACGACGAAGUAUGAGAAUUGAUGGGAUCAGUGGCAGAUCAGAGAGACUGCCGGAGCAGCACGUCUGGACGGCCAACCACCUGCGCCUGAGUAACAAGUCGUACGCUCUGCAACGCCCCAUGGCAAAACUGGUCCUCCUGCAGCAGCUCGGUAUAUCAGUGCCUGAAAUCUACAGCAGCAAGAACCUAGAGCACCUGCUAGUCACUUCCCCCACACCUGCCCCGUGCACGCAACCCAAUCUCGAACCCUCCCAGUGUAGUGCAGAGACCACCAGCCCCCUGCGUAGUGAGUGCAAAACCCACCUGACACCCGUGGCCCCCAUUGUAAUAACACUCUCGUUGUCCCCGUGUGUCGCACCAACAUGUCUGUGGACAAAGAGUCCAAGUCUGAGGUGCCUUCUGGCCAGCAGCUGCUAGACCAGCGGUGUUCGGUGCAGUCUUCAUCUUCCUCUUCGUCCUCCUCGUCGAGCGAUGGUCGCUGCCGCCGAGCCACGCCACCCGACGGUGGCUGGGGCUGGGUGGUCGUGUUUGCCUCCUUCAUGAUCAACCUGAUUGCCGACGGCGUCUCCAUGUCGUUUGGCAUCCUCUUUGUCGACCUCAUUGACUACUUCGAGCAGAGCAAGGGCAAGACAGCAUGGGUCGGCUCUCUUUACCUGAGCAUGCCACUUCUCACGGGCCCCAUUGCAUCGUCGCUGACGGACCGGUACGGUUGCCGGCGCGUCUGCAUCGUGGGCUCGCUUCUGGCUGCCGCCGGCUUCGUGGCCUCCUACGUCGGCACGUCUCUCGAGUUUCUUUUCCUCACGUUCAGUGUGUCUGGCUUCGGCUUGGCCCUCUGCUACGUGACGUCCAUCGUUAGCGUCGCCUACUACUUCGAGAGGAGACGGUCGCUGGCCACGGGCCUUGCCGUCUGUGGCACGGGCAUCGGAACGUUCGUGUUCGCUCCACUGACCAUCCGCCUGCUGGAAACGUUUGCCUGGCAGGGAACGCUGCUCAUUCUGGCUGGCUUCUUUCUCAACAUGGUCAUCUCUGGUGCCCUGAUGAGGGACCUCGAUCUCUUCGGGGACGACGAUGAAGACGAGAACGGCGCAGACGCCCAUGAGAAGAGGACCCUGCCCUCUGCCGGGGGAAGCGACCAGAGGCUCUGCAGCUCACUCAUUCAGCUUCCGACCUACAUCACGGACCAGCGCGGUGCGCCCCUGGACGUGCUGUCCGAGAACUACAACAAGGAGAAGGGCCACCUGAACACGCUUCUGGAACAGUACCCCAACAUCUGGAACACCAUCGACCCCAGCUCGACCAUCAAGAGCAUGCCGCCCAACUUUGUGCUUCCACCGUCAAAAUCCACCGCCGCCGCCGGCCCCGUGGCCGUGGGAGGCCGUGACGGGCCGAGCGGCUGGGGUGAGCGCCGUCUGCAGCAGCGGGCCGACUCGGCGUGCCUGCGCAACAUGCGGCUUCAGCGGGGCAGCCUCACGUACCGCGGUGCCAUGCUCAACAUACGCCGCUACCGGCUGCGAGCUUCGAGCUGCCCCGACAUAUACCGCAACAGCAUGUUGACCAUCAGCGGAGAGGACAAGACGUGCCAGUGGCUGAGCGAUUUGAAAGAGGUGCUGCUCGACUCCAUGGAUGUUGGGCUGUUCCUCAACGGCCGCUACACGCUGCUGUGCAUCUCCAACUUCCUGCUCAACGCUUGCGUUGACAACCCCUACAUGUACCUGCCCGACAGCGCCAUCCAGCUGGGCGUCGACAAGGACCGGGCAUCCUUCCUCAUCUCCUUCAUAGGCAUCCUCAACACCUUUGGCGUGGUGAUAGUGGGCUACCUGGGCGACAAGUCGUGGCUGGAGCCCACGCUGCUCUACAGCCUGCUGACGGCCAUCAGUGGAGCGGCCAUUGCGGUGCUGCCCAUGGUGAGCAGCUACACGGCCCUGUCCCUGCUGAGCUCGGUGUACGGCUUUGCCAUCUCGGCCAACUACACGCUGGUGCCCAUCAUCCUGGUCAACCUCAUCUCGCUGGACAACUUCACGGGCGCCUACGGCCUCCUCCUGCUCAUCCAGGGAGUCGCUGGUCUCAUGGGACCCCCCAUUGCGGGCUGGCUGUGUGACACGACCGGUGCGUACGAUGCCACUUUCUACUUCAGCGGCCUGAGCAUCCUCGCCUCGGGCGUGCUCAUGUUGCCCGUGGCCAGCAGUUGGCGCUGCCAGAACCCCGCCUCCUUCAACAGCCGUGACGCCGACAGCACGUCCUCCUCUUCCGCCGCUGCCGCCACCACCUCCUCCUCCGCCGAGCCGCGUAAUCACGUCACGACGGUCCUCCUGCCGCAGAACGGCACCAACCCGGUCACGACCAAGUUCACCGAAGAGGGAGCCCCGCACGAGACCGUCGCACUAGUCAGCAACGGAAUCUGCGUGUGAGCUUUGCUCUCGGUCUUUCUUCCUCUACACUUGGGAUCUGGAAGCAUGGCACCUUUGAGCCGGUGUUACGAGCUCGGACAGUCAGACUUUCUUUUGGGUUCGUCAACCUCGUGCACUUCAUUAGCAAUCACGUGAUCUCCGGCCCGCGUGUGCGAUGAUCAGACUGACAUGCCUUUAUGCGCGUUAUGUGGCAGCGCGUCGUUUGUCACUGCAGGGUGACCGCCAGCAAAGCACACGGCUGAAGUCUGUCUGCAGUGUCACGUUACGUCGUCGCCUAAGAAUCAUGGUUCAGCCUAUUUUGUGUGGGAGCUACUGGGGAAUUUCAGUGCUGCUAAGGCCCAAUAUUUUGUAGCGAUCCAUUUCACUUUCUCGUACUUCUUGUCCUGUUGUCAUUGGCCACAGAGCCGCCACUACCACCACCACCACCGUUAUCACCGGGAUCGGCCACUUGGCGCGAUGAAUGAGGAAGAACGACGGGCGAAAUGGAUCGUUACAAAACAUUGCUCCCGGCUGCCUAACUUCUCGAAAAUAAGGAACAGUUUGCCUUUCCAUUCCGGCUUAUGCAGAAGCCACAAAUAAUUGGCUAGAAAACUCACGUUUAGGUGUGGUCACUUGCACAACGUUUUUCCUUUCUAGAAGCAAGCAUUCAUUUUAACAGUUUGCGAGAAAACCAAUAACAUCAAAUAAGUAAGGAUAGCAAGGUGCAAAAGACACCUGUCUUGCUUGUUUGUGUGCUUCUUGCUGUCUUGUUUACUUUGUGCUAUUGCCUGUCUACUUGAUGGCUUGUAUUUUUCAAAAUAGUUAAACUGUCUUGGAAUAACGUUGGAGUAUAAAAAAUUUGUACUUACACCAUGUGUACGUUUAAUCUCAUACCGUGAGAAUACGCAGCAUAUAAUUGGUUAAAUCACUUCAACAUUGCUUGAUCGCAAUGCCAUCACUGAUUAUUACCAAGAGUACUUAUGCUAUAACAUGCUAGGACUUUUUUUAAUGUAAUUAAUUGCUACAGUAACGUGUUGCUUAUCUGGCUGAAUGAUUUGUGGCUGUUAAGCCAAUCACUCGAACUCAAUAUAGUAAUCAAGGAUAUUACCAAUUUUUAGAUGUAACGAAGCAAAUUUUGAAAUUGUCUCAGCAUUAUCACAACGUAACAAAUGUGCAUUUACAGUCGCCGACCGUUUAUUCGGACGCUGAAAAUUCGGACAUGCUCGUUUAUUCUGACACCUUCGCGGCACCGCCACUCGUCCCAUUGAAGUAAUGUAAACACACAACCAAAAAUUCGGACACCCCACAGUCCGCCGUUCGAUUUUUUGGACUUCAGCUGGCUGAUCGAGUGCAACGUUGAACGCCAUGACAAGCUGUCAGCAAUGUUUACAAUAUUUUUGCUGGGUUGCCAGCACUGCAAUGUUGCACUGGCUAUAACUGGAGAUCGUGCCAGUGUCAAAAAUCCACGCAGAAAUUACCGAUCUCUAAGGCUAUGUUUGUUGGCUACACGUAACAGUUGCCUUUUGGCUUUAGCCAGUCAAGUAUCCAUUGAACGGCUACCACGGCCGAACAGCAGGGCAAGCGAAGCCAAGAUUGGAAUCAGCUCGGUGUGGCGUUUGAGGUGAAUGACAGCGCGUACGAGUACGGCGCGGAUCCUAAUUCGGACAAUGAGAGUACGACAACAGAAGCGCUGCAACAUCAACUAGCCCAACGUCGUUUCCAUUUGGCGUGUGAGAGUUUGCGUUGUCAGACGUUUUUGUGGCUAGGCCUGAUCUGCGUCCCGAGCCCCGAGCUUUCUCUCUCCCUUGUUUGUUCCUUGGCGUGCGAGGCCUGAUCUGCUGAAAUUGCUCCGACGCCGCUCAUUCCAUGUGCGCCGUCGAUGCACCGUUGGAACUAAAGAAACGCGGCAACUACAAGGCCUUAACGAUGGCGAAAAAAGCGGCGAUUAUUCACCAGGUGGAAGUUGCUUGGGAGUUUUCGCCGAGUUGGGCGAUGAGAUCAUCUGUCAGCUACUCGAGCCAGCGCAUGCGGACAGAUGACGCACCUCCCACACCACAGCCAUCAAAUGCGGAUUUAGCGUAGGCCGUUGCAGAGCUAUUGCUGACCGACGGGGAUGGCCAAACAUUGGUUGAAAUACGGGCCGACUUGGUCGCGCGUAAGCGUACAUGUGUACAGACGCGCACUGACAAGUUUUUCCCGGCCGCUGGGCCAAUAAAAGCGCUUUUUUCUGGUGAAUCUUUCUUUUCGGACUCCCGAUUAUUCGGACUUUUCGGCGGUACCCGCCGAGUCCGAAUAAACGGUCGGCGACUGUAUAACGAAUAUUGGUUAUAAUGAAGCUAUUAUUGCAUUGGGGUGUGACUUGGUUAUGACGAGGUUCAACUGAAGUUUUGUUGUGUAAAAUCUUGCUACCAUUGAAACUUUGUCUAGAGAAGGCCUCGGCAGACCAAGUGUUCCCGGCAACACGCAUUGCCUUCACGGUGACACAAGUGACUGUUGAGAUGCCUUCUUGUCUAACCUAUAGUCGGGUACAACUUUAGAAGUCUGCAGCCUUUUUCUGCUCAAAGGCAGAUGCAGACAAACCUGCACCAAUGAGUGGAAUGCUCUGGACUGAUGUCAUAAGCCAGAUGAUCAGUGACCCCGCCGUCGGAGAACAUCGCUGAGUACAUGAGUAAGACUUUUUUUAGCCGCGGUAGCAGUUGGCUGGCGCACUCCGGUCCUCUUGGUGGUGCCUCUCUGGCUCCUCGAGUUGUAUCCAACUACAGGCACUGUGUUUCUCGUAUUGGCAGAAUGGAGCAUAUGACGGCAGUGCCGCAACCGACCUAUGCCGAGAAACAAAUAACUCGACCACAUUUUGUCUGAUUGGGAAACGAAUUCAUACGAAUGAAAGAUAAAGAAAUUAAAAACGGAACACACCAAAGUGGCAUCGUUAAAGUGAUUAGAGAUCAGAACGGAAAUACAAGCUUAGUGUUGCAAACGCAACAUGACUGUGCAUAGUUUAAAACCCCUGUCAAAUGCUUGCAGAAUCUACUGUACUUUUGCACUUUUAUCCUGCCGCCCAAACUACAACUCUAUAAAUAAGAUGAGAGAGAAGAGCAUGGCAUAUGCAGUCUGCUCACAUGAUUCUGUCCGGCGCUCAAAUCGUUAUAUAAAAGCACACCUGAGAAGUUGUCUGGCACAUAAUUGACCUCUGUAAACAAUAUUGGUUUCUAUGUUUGGUCAUCACUGCUUUCAGGGUUGCUCAUUAUCGAAGCACUGUGUGCAUUUAUGUCAGCACGGUGAGGUAUUGGGCUAGUUGGUUUUGCACAAUCAUUAAACUGCCUUACAGUUUUAGUGGUAGGUACACUAGGUUAGGAACGACGCACGGAAUGAGGACGACACGACAAGCACUUGUGGUGCUGUCCUUGUCGCGUGCGUCUUUUCUAGCCAGUGUACCUUGUAACUGUAGCGCAGUUUAACGAACAUGUAUUCAUGGCAAUUUGUCUUUACAUUUCCUUUUCGUUGGCAAAUUUCGCUUCUACACGCAGUGUCACGUUGGUGCAUGGUUGCAUUGCCGUGAAGCCACACCUGAAGGUGAUGUUCACAUGAACCCUGGCUUUCCUCUUCAUAUCAUUUAAACAAAGUUAUUGGCGCAGGUUAAAUGUGUGAGAAUGUGGUAGACCAGAGCCCAUUGUUUCGCAGCAGCUGUAUAAUCAACCAGUAAAGUUGAGUUCCACCCUCACGUGUAUGGCCAGUGCCACAUUUUGCUCCGAUGCCGUGUGCGAGUGCAAUUUGUCUGUAUGUCUAGAUGCACCAUCAGAUGACAAAGAAAUGUGUAGAUGCACCAUCAUUUGUCUAGAUGCGCCAUCAGAUGGCGAGGAAAUCGCUGGGAAAGUGCAUUUCUUUUGUCACAUUCGCCUGUGCACAUUGCAUUGAUAAGAAUCAUUUGAAGGUGCUUACAUCCUACGCCUGUAUGACGUUGGAUCACACGUAGCAAUGUCGAGUGAUUAAUCACGAGGUGCACCACCUCAUUCCUUCCCAUUAUGUCACUUUUAAUAUAUCGGUGACGGUACAGUUCAUAGCCGAGCGUAAGUGUGCUCGGUGACAACUUCGCGCAAAAGAAAAACGAAAGCCGUUACUGUGCCGUAGCUGACAUAAGAAGUGACUGCAGAAAACUGAGACAAAGGCAGGUCCCAGAGACACUGAUGACUCGUUUUCAGUUUGCCAUGGUUUAGAAUGACAAGACCUUAAAACUUCUCUACCUUAACAUGUUUACACUAAGCCUGAAGUGCUGUUUCAUUCCUCGUCGAGUAACGGAGGUUUUGGAACAUACUCAAAUCCUGCGAUUUUACAGUUUUUGCACUACGUAGACGCUUACCGUCUAGGCCUUCUAUUAGGCCUUGCCCUUGUGCCGACCGGCGCGUAGAUUUCGCACGUAGUUUGUAAGGAAUUGCCCCCUUCCCACAUCCGGUUCUCGAGCCUUACACUUUCCUGCCAAUAGUAGGGUACUCCCAAAGCACAGCUUUUUGCCGCUCUUUGCUUGAGGUUCAAACAUUUCCCCCCUCGCACCGUUGGGUACACCGCGAUCCACCGCGGACUUUUCUGUCGGCUCUCGACGGCUAGUUCUUUCACCCGCUCUGUACAAACUUGCAUCCGCAAGACAACAUAGUUAGUAUUCUAUUGUACACACAACGUGUGGGAGGAGUGUGGCUCGUGUGUUCGCAGCAGGUGUUCGAGCCAGCAGGCGCACAGAGAUAGCCUGCCUCGUAGGAAGUCCUAUAUGCAAUACUUCGAGCUCAAGUCCUAGGGUCAGUGUGUUCUGCACUAGUUUUGGUGCUUCUAUUUCGCGCUACCACAAUACUGACAGGGCCUUUGAAUAGGAACUGUACUUGCUAGCAAAAGAUUCUGGGAAUAAAUAAGGUGGCCACUUGACCAAUGAUCCUCAUUGGUCAAUAGUGUCAUGAGCCGAACCAGUGCACCAAAUGUUUCCCACUGUUCUUUUCAAGGCCCACCAGCGCAGAUAAUGUAAACCUCAAGAACAGGAGGGAUUGUGCAAUCAAUUGCUUUCCCUGGUGGUUAACUCUUGUUGCUACAGCAUGUACAACUGGCAGGCUGCGUUCUAUAAUGAUUCUUUUUUUCUCCAACUCGGCUGUCCGUCAUUGAAUCAUUGCGCUUACUGGCCGAUCUCGGUGAUAUCCAGUUGUGUGGCGUCAUGCUGGUCGAUGACAUUUGAAAGAUUAGUGUUGGAGAAAAAUGAGAGUCAUCGUACGUAAACUUGGCCCCGUUAGUAAGUAUUCAUUUAUGAGCACCCUUGGCAAAACUCGGAAACGUUAAGUUAGGUGUGGAAGGAAUGAUGUUACUAAGUCAACAUAAUAUGCUUCAUUCCCUGGACUGUUUCAUUUGAGAUAUUUUUUUUAGUUUGUGGACAAGAGCAUUCUUUAAAACCCAGCUGCAGGUUUCCUGCCACUGUUGAAAAUUUAACAAAAAGUGUGAUCGAUAUUACAAGGAUACAAAGUUAUGCUUACAGUGCCGUUUGCUGCAACACGGUCAGUGGUUUAAUGGACAAGCCGGCAUUGCAGAAAAUGUUCCGAUGAUAAGCUAGUGGGCCUGUUUGGCUGCCCUCCAUAAGGCCACAGUGCAGGUAAGGCUAUGCACUGUAAGUAAGCUUACAGUGCAUGGCCUUUCAGGGCAUGCUAAAUCUAAUAGCGACAGUCCAAUUCUGCAUGUUUAUGUAUUAUGCAACCGCUUCUCCAUUUCAAAUUUAUACUUCAGAAAGGAGUAAGUAUCCAUUCAAGUUCUAGCUGACCAGUAGGUAGCAUUUUGCCCUAGGAUCGAGAUGGUUACGCACGCUCUUCAGCUUAUUCACCAAUCUUGGGUGAGCUUCGUCAAUUCUAUGCUUAAAAAUUUCGAGAGACUUUCAUUCGCAACCCUAAAUAAUGUUGCUGGUUUACUUGUACUACUCCUCUUUGCAACUCUUUCUGAUAGUUAAGAGAAGUCUUUUCCUUCACAAUGUCACUUAUAGCUGCGUAGGUUUAAUGCCGAGGUAAUGGUUUCGCUCUCUGAAGGCAGCAUGGUAUUAGGAUAGAUUGUUAGACUGUAGAUGCUCUUGAUGCUUUGGAUGCUCAUGUCCUAAGCCCCAUGACUAAAGAAAGGCUCCAGCCACCCCAUUGGUGGGCCCGGGUGAACUUAAGUGAAGAGGAAGAACGUAGGCCCUCGUUAUGUAAUCACAUUGGAGAUGCAUGUUUUCAUAGUGAUGCCUUUCCAACUACAUCAAAUCAAACGAAAGGAAUUCACUAACACGUGGUUCUUUGGUUGUUGUCUGUAUCGUGAGCACUAUAUAUUGGAGCUCUGUUUGAAGGAUGACAGUGUUUGAGUGUGCUUAAAGAUGGUUGUCUCCGUCAACGGUUGUGGUCACAGCUUGCCAUCAUUUGCGGAUGGACUGUAUCACCUGUAUGUACACUGGCUUCCACUGCCCGGGAACCUCUCGUGAUCUUUUGCGAGGUACGUUCAGCGUCAGAAAGGAUCUCAUUGUAGCAUCGGAUACCUGCCAUGUCGUCUGUCGAGAAUUGGGGAGCAGUCGGAUAGGCUAUGAGUCACCUCAGGUGUGCGUGCUUUGGCGAACAAACCUUUUGGUACCUUUGCUGCCAGUGGUAUUCUCUGAGACGGCACAUGCUGGUCAGCUUGUUUGGAAGCACGUGGCGUUGUUGGGAUGUUUUCCUCCACAAGAUUGAUUUUUGACAUCAGUAAAAUCAGAUGUGGUAUUUUUGACGACCCAGCUACCAUGGCUUGUAGCUCCACUUUGGAACUACCGGAUUUGUCGUAGCAUUUGCCAGUGUUAGCUAGGAAUAAACACUUUAGGUGUUUCUAAUUCUUUUGGCUUGGAAAGUGCGAAUUCAACGGUUUGUUAUCAUUAUCUAAUCAUUUCGGUUUAAGAAAGGUUGCCACACCACUGAUGACGUGACUUGGCCUGGUAAAGGCUAUGAACUGGAGCUUAUGUUGUAACUGCAAAGCUCGCAGAGGUUGAAUAUGCAUGACCGAGCCUAAAAUGUCGAGCAGAGCUGGGCAGGUUGCCAGCUUCGAGUGCUUAGGGACACCACUGGGGUACCAUUACGCAAUUCCGCAUUGUUACACACCGGGACCCCCGCAGUCUGGCUAUGUUUGAGAACGGGUUGACGUGCGAAAGAGAUUUGCUGCCUACUCUGCCAUUGCUGCAUGGCAGCUAACUUGCGUGGAUGAGUUCUAACAAUGAACUUGGUCGCAGGCAAUCUUAGGCAGUGCGAAUUUCUGUAGCGGCACCCUCUGUGCGCAGCCAAACGGUGUUUCGAGUGCCUUCCUUCAAGCAAGGCUGCUUUGAGGAAGAUGAGGUGGAGAGAAGAAUGUUUUGUCGUGGAAGGCACUUCACAUGUGCCAUAGGAGACAGGGUGUCGUCAGAGGAGUCAAGAAUUCUGCGUAACAAUAAACGGACAAUCGUUGCACCUUCUUCCGAAGUUGCGCAAUGGGGAAGGGUGUGCUGCCCUCCUCCUACAUCAUCGAAAUGAGGCAAGCUUCAGCUUGUAUGGUGUGCUGUGCCUCUGAACGGGGCUUGCAGAUGAAUUUUCUUGAAGGCAAACCGCUUCUUCACUCUCGGGCCAUAGCGACCUUGGUUACUAGUGGUAGCUUGGAAGUCAUGAACUCUAUCGUGGUCCGUCUCUGAAACUUCUAAAAGUUUUUGCAUGUGCCCCUUUUCGAUUCUCUGUGGUCAGGUGACUGAGGUGUUACGCUUUCUUUUAAGUGAUGGUUCUUAUUCUGUUGCCAAGUGCGUAACUUAAUAUGCCAGAAAAGAUUAUUGCAAGUUUCUGCAAGAUCUGUGGUGGCGGAUACUUCAUAAUGACCAAUAUGGAGCUUAAUCUAGGGUGGCAUUUUGACAUUCGUUACGCUUUCAAAAGAAUGUAAUCGUGCAGUGUUGUAAUUUGCCGAACGUCGAAAUGGAACAUGCCAUAAACUGGAGUACUUGCUGCAGUUCAAGCUGUAAAUUCUGGUUGGAACUUUUCAACACUUAACUAGAUUUCAAGCUCUCUUUUUUUUACCAAAUGACGUUAAAAAUACCUUGAUUUAAUGUAAUGUUCGAAAUUUUUGGAGGCCUCUCCUAAAUCACUGGUUCUCACAUUUGUAAUUAGUAAUAACUGAAUCAGUAAACUCUGGUAGGAAGUUAUGAUUUCCUGAUUUUAAGCUCUUUUCUUUCCGUUUCACCAAACUGUGUGAAAUUCUUAGAUCUAUGAUAUCCUCUUAUUUGGGUUGGCAUAUGAUCCUUUUUGCUCGCGUAACAAUGUCCAGCUGUACUGGACAUUGGAGGCACUUGCGUUGGCUGCAUUUUGAAGACCGUUUGAGUGCUUACACUGACACGUCCAUACGUUAGAGAUGACCAAGUUAACAGAUUUAUGUUCGUGCGUCGUUUUCAGUGGUAAGGUUUGAGUGAUGACGUAAGCGGUUUCGAAAAGCACAUUCUUCUGCAACCCAAUUGCAGCGACACAGCACCUUGUUGUGUGUCUUGUAUUUUCGGCACUAAGUUACUUCUAGAUAUUGUGUUUUACAUUUCCUUGAAAUCCCUCAAAUAUUUUGGGUUACAUGCCUGAGUGGAUGUAGCGAGUGUGUGGGAAAUCUUACAUGCUUACUUUGUCGCAUACGGCAUAGUUUUUUAGUUACCAAGAUACACAUGGCAUAAGUCACACACAAGAGUUGGUUCAUGGGUAGCAUUGAACAUCGUUCUGCAGCACAAAUCGAAGCAAAUGCCGGACUUUGCUCUCCGCUAUGUUGACUGCAGUAUCAAUGCCUUGUCCGAAGUCAUUAGAACAUUGCGUAACAUCUCCGUCAAAUCUAGAAACAUGUAGAUUGCAAUGUAAUGUGUACGUACAUGCCGUAUUUAAAGUCUGCUCUGUAGAUUGACUUCAGGACGCCCACCAACUGACUGGUGAUGCUACAGCACAGUGGUCAACAGCCUGUUAGCAUUUUGACUGUGACUUGUGCCUCUGUGUGACAGUCUUGAAUCUAGUCACUGAGUUUUCUAGGCUAGCACUUUCAUUGUAGCUCAGUCUAGUCGCAGUCUAUAGAUUUUUCUUGAUGAAAACGCUGCCCCCAUGUUUAUGCUUUUUUUCUUUCCUCAAACAAUGCAUGUAAUGCAAUUCUGUCCAUCCCUUCUUUUUGUGGGUGUGUUUUAACUUGUUGCACUGGUCCCGUGUGCUUACAUUGAUGACUGGUUUGCUCCAAAACCAUGCUGUUCUUUUGCUUUCUCAUGAAGAGCUGUUGUAACUUCAAUCAAAAGCUCAUCGUUAGAAUUUUUUUUUUAAAUUGAGAGUGCACUUUUUUGUGUGUACAGAUUUCGUAAACAGACAAUAAGUGAUGAGCCCUCAUCAAGAUUUUUAAACCAUUGUGUUUUAGGUGUGUAUGUUCAUAGUGAAGCUUUUUGUUUGGCACCAUUGUCACUGUUUGGUAUGCAUGUUUUCAAAUAGUGUUUUUACAUCCACCCUAACACUAGUGUCCCAAUAUUCACUGUGCGAUUUGUGUCUGCUUGUGAAGGAAGCAGGUACUAUAUUAUUUUUUAAAAACUUGCUCAAUGAAUUAUCUCGAAAGUGUAAUUUCGCGACUCCAUGUCGACAAAAUAUGCGCCUUUUCACAUCACUACUAACGUCACCGGAAAAAUUCUAAUGAGUCCUUCACCAAAUGUGUUUUCACUAGGAGUAGCGAAACAGAUGUUGCAAUAUUUGCUGUAGAUAAAUGGCGUGCAGUAUCUUUUUGUUGUGUGUAUGGAUUGCGUUAAGACUCCUUGUACUCCCAUAGCAUUCCACGCAUGCAUGUUUUUAGUGUAACGUUGUAAACUUGCUUGUGCCUUUUUCAAUCCUGGAUGUUUGUUGUGAGCAGCCUACAUUGACAUGAAAUCCUUCAUUUAUUGUUUCAUCAAUCACGCCUCAAUUUUUCAAGAGACUCUAUUACGCUUCAUCUUAUCAAACACUGCUGCAUUCAUGAGUAGGGCUAAUAGGUACAUUUCCUGCAUGGUAAGUUUGUCCGUGGAUUUAAGCUUGGCUUUUCACUUUUCCCACGUUCGGACACAUUGUGAAAUCCUCAAGUGCUUUCAUCAGGCGAUCACUGAACUAACCUGAGUUAAUGCAAGAUUGAAAUCUAGUGAAUGGGGCAGUGGAUUCUGUCGCUCAAUUCGGAAAAAAAGAGGCAGGUAUCGAAAAUUUUCGUUUAAAAAGCAACAUUUUCAACCGUGCCUGCUUCACAAGGAAAGAAGAAACAAGAGAAGGCACCAAAAUUUUGUAAACCUUUAUUGGGAUCGUAAUACUACUGGCAACACAUUUUUUUACGGCUUCAUACGCUUUUCUUAGUGCUUAGUUUCAGCUUAACUUUGCAAUGUCCUAACAGGUCUUCCUGAGCGCCAAACAACAUGUCACUUUUGUCACAUGAUUUAUAAGUGUUAUAAGGACCUCUCGUUUUUUUUUUUCAUUCAAGUGCUGUACAAUUGUACAUUUAAUUAUCAUCAUUGAAAUUUCAUCAAUUUCUCAAGAUCCUUCAACACCUGAAAAAAAUUUUAAGUAAAAAAAGAUGUGCUCGCGCUAGUCACUAAAUCGUGAAUUUUAUGGAUGCAACAAGAUUGAAAUUGGUUUAUUAUUUGCGCAGACGGAAUGUUACGGCAUUUUUCAUGUUUUUUUAAUAUCAGGGGGCAAGCUUACUUUAGUGCUCUGCUCUUUACGUUUGGUAGCAUACUCCUGUCAUUGCCUGCAAUGUAUGAUGAGAAAUGCUUGUCCUUCCCCCCUAUUUACAUCCUAUGUUUCGGUCUUCAUCUUGAUGUACAAUGGAAUUAAAGACAAGAAUUCCAUUGUACGUCAAGAUGAAGACCGAAACAUAGGAUGUAAAUAGUCAAAUUUUCAUACAACCAAUAAAUACCCUGAUUUUGCCGUCCCGCUCCCUUGGCUGUCGUUUCGCUGGUGGUGGUACUCCUCUUUUCUUUUGUUCUUUUUUUUUUCUCUCAUUUAAUCAAAAUUUCUUUGACAUAUCAUGUCCUAUUCAUUUUUAUUCCAAUUCGGUAGCCUGCGAUACUUCGGUGCAGCAGGCAGGGCUUAAACUUUUAUUUUCUUUUAAGUAAUAUUAUACCGCCCAACACCACUUUCUGUCCUUCCCCCCUUCCCACCAUUGUUCAUGAUGUACAUGCGCACCAGGAGACCAGCGAUAGUGCCUUCGUUGCACAGGCGCAUUAACGGAUGCUGAAAAACUCGGCGAAUGAUUUGUGUCACCGAGUGCCGCUGUUAUUCAAAGAGCGCCUUCUCUCAGCGUGCUUGCUGAAUGCACUGAUGCCGGCGGAACAUCUCUGUUGGAAAGUGUUAAUUGACUCGGAUGUCAGCAGGUUAUUGUAAGUUUUGAAAUUGCAACCUAAAAUUGCGACUGAAUACUAGAACAUUGCUCAUGGCACUUUCCAACUGUUUUUCUUUUUUUAUUUUUCGCUGUGGCUGCUCGAUGGCACGCACUGACAACAGUUGUAACACUUUCAGGACUCUUGCUUUAAUGCUUAUUUUAUCAAAGAAACCAGCGUGGUCAGGAGGUCGUAAAUUCAUAUGUAGUGCUACUUGAGGACGUGUGGGAGGAUGUUUUUAAGUAAGAAAAGUAGCACAGUUCGAGCCUUCUGUACAACUUUAAUAUAUUAAAAAUGAGCAUACUGUUAAUGUGAACUUGAAUAAUUUCUGUACUCAGCUAGGUGAGACCACGAAAAGGAAAAGAUUUCGUCAACAUUUUUUUUACUUUACCUCUGUGCGAGCCACACUUUUAUUUUUGGGGUGCUAGGAGUGACAUAUGCAUAUGAAAUAUGAAGAAAACUGGCCGUUGAGCUGCGUUAUUGGUGUGGCCUGUUCAUCUUUCAUGUUUUCCUUGCAUGCAGAAUUGUAUUGACACUUUACGUAAAAAGAAAUGUGAAACAGUUGCCGCUGCCUCUGUGUUCUACCAGUGUCAUCGGAUUAAGCCUGUCUAUGAAAACAAAAUGUUUGAAACUAAAAAAAAAAAAUGCGGCAGAUAGUGUGGACAAAAUUGUUGUAUUUUUUUUUUAAACGUUUUGGAAAAGCCGGCAUGACUAGUGUAUGAGUCUGUAUGAUGUGCUGCUGCAGUGUACCCAAGAAGAGAUAGAAGAAUAAGAACAGGAGUGUUUUCCCUUUUUUUAUGUUGUACUGAAGUACAACAGGUUAGUUUUGUGUCCUGGGAAUGUUGAACUGGGGUGGAAUAAUUGUAUACUUUAUUUUAUUAAUUUCCCGACGACAAUCUUGCUAUGCAACACAUGAGCUGUACACAUUGCCAGUGGUACAGCAUGCGAGUCUCUCCCGAGCAGUCAUUUUUAUUGCACAUUCUGUGUAUAUUUAUUUCGGAAAUUGACGCCAACGUCGCGUUGCACUUUUCUUGGAACUCAAGUGUUCGUUAGAAUGUGCAGGACACUUGCCGGCAUGUUGCGUCAUUAAUUUAAUCGCCUCUUUAACAAACUACAGAUACACUCAUUUUUUUCGUUUUGCUCCCUUGUGUUAUGUGUGUGAUUUAUUGUUGUCGGUACACUUUUGUGUUGCAAGGCAUUUGAGUUUUCCUUACCAGACUGUGAUAAAAAAAAAUUGGAAGUUUGUGUUUGUCCGGCUAGGUAAUUAGUGUCUUGUUUCUCUGCUCUGUUUUAAUUCUUGAGCUUAGCACAUUGACUGUAAGUGUAUUAAAGAAAAAAUCGAAGGCAGCCUGUCUUAGCUGUCAUUUGUCAGUUUCACCUGUUCUUAAUUAGCAGGCAUCAAAAGUGUAAAGGUGUAUGUGUGUGUGUGCUCCACAGUAUUCCACCAGCACCUUCUUGUCUGUGUCAUUGCCUGGCAAUUUUGGUAGCUGCUUUAUUAUGUCCAUGUAUAUUUGAUUUUGCGUCAAAGCACUUUGCUGCAUGUGGUCUGUUGUGAUAGCAGGUGGAAAAGAAAUGUUUACCUUUUACUUUGCGCCCCCGGUGUGACAGGUUCCCGAGUAUGUUUCGUUCCUUGAGAUGCAACAAAUAGCCCAAGAAAUAUAGGGUGCUUGGCAAGCCUUGAACUGUACAUAUAUAGUAAACCGAUUUAAUAAACUGGACACUUUCUUCGUA
This is a messenger RNA of Rhipicephalus sanguineus (brown dog tick), 15615 nucleotides long. Its product is annotated as monocarboxylate transporter 13. Bases 501 to 2546 code for a protein of 681 amino acids. The record is from RefSeq and is a predicted model, not a curated record. Gene Ontology annotation, biological process: transmembrane transport; monocarboxylic acid transport. The transcript has 5 exons. NCBI's taxonomy places the organism in Eukaryota, Metazoa, Arthropoda, Arachnida, Ixodida, Ixodidae. Gene Ontology annotation, molecular function: monocarboxylic acid transmembrane transporter activity.